Molecule: messenger RNA, 291 nt
Organism: Hyaloscypha bicolor E
Lineage: Eukaryota; Fungi; Ascomycota; Leotiomycetes; Helotiales; Hyaloscyphaceae
Exons: 1
Coding region: 1-291 (96 amino acids)
Biological process (GO): regulation of DNA-templated transcription
Cellular component (GO): nucleus
Molecular function (GO): DNA-binding transcription factor activity, RNA polymerase II-specific; zinc ion binding
Source: RefSeq, a predicted model, not a curated record
AUGACAACCACCGUGUCCUCAGUUAGCUUCAAUGAGGAUACCAUACAAUCACCGGAUGCGCACAACCAGUACCAGUUGAAAAAUCCUUCCAGUGAAGGGGACAACAGUGUUCCAAAACCGAGGAGAAUUGCUUGCAUUGUCUGCAGGAAGAGAAAACUGAAGUGUGAUGGGACUAAACCAACCUGCUCACCAUGCACGAGGCUUGGGCAUAUUUGCACGUAUCACGAGGCUCAGAGGGAGCCUGGUGGCAAACGAGGCCAUACCAAAGCCCUGGAAGAGCGACUAAGUUAG